UGUCUGUGUGUGUGCAAGCGUGCACGACUCCGUGCGCGCGUGUGCGUGACAGGAGAGAGGAAGCAUCUCUCAUCUGUCUUGCCCUCUUCCUCUUUGAACUCACACUCGACUCACCUCAGCCAGAGACAGGACAGGCCUACAGUAUAGCCUGUUUUCCACUCCAGCGAUCGGCAACCGCAUCCUCUGCCGGGUGUUCACCGGUCCUUGCCCCCCUGCACGAGGCCCCUCUGAACCACUGCUCGCCAACCACCACCACCCAGAACAAUGAUCAUCAGCGCGGUCAAACUCUUUGGGCUCGUCCAUCUGCUCUGGGCCUGCCAGCUCACGAAGGAAUGUGUUGCACAAGAGAAUGCCACAGAAAUGAUGUCUCCAAAUAGCCCAGCACUGGCUCCAGAUUCGACCAUCUCAUCAGAGGACAACGUGACAGACACGGGUCUUACUACUACAGAAUACAGUUACGAUACCGACGAGGGCACGUACGAUUACUCCAACAUCGAGCUCCUCUGCGAGAAGAAGAAAAACCGCGAGUUCCGCGCCUGGUUCCUGCCGACCGUCUACUCCGUCAUCUGCUUCAUGGCGCUGGUUGGCAACACUCUGGUCAUCCUCACGUACAUCUACUUCAGCCGGCUGAAGACCAUGACGGACAUCUACCUGCUCAGCCUGGGCGUGGCCGACCUGCUCUUCGCCCUGACCCUCCCGUUCUGGGCGGCCAGCAUCAUGGCCAAGUGGGUGCUGGGCGCGUUCCUGUGCAAGGCCAUGCACGCCGUGUACCGCAUCACCUUCUUCAGCGGCAUGUUCCUGCUCACCUGCAUCAGCGUGGACCGCUACUUCGCCAUCACCAAGGCCGUGUCGGCGCACCGCUGCCGCUCCCGGGCCAUCUACGUGAGCAAGGUGUCCAGCCUGGUCAUCUGGCUGGUGGCCGUGCUCUUCUCCAUCCCGGAGAUGAUCUACACGCACGUCAGCGCCAACGAGACGUGCGACCUGUACUACAACCAGUCCGCCGCGCUGGUGGUGGGCCUGCAGGUCACCCAGAUGGUGCUGGGCUUCGCCGUGCCCGCCCUGGUGAUGGUGUUCUGCUACAGCAGCAUCGUCCGAACGCUGGCGCUGGCCAGGAGCUUCGAGAAGAACAAGGCCGUCAAGGUCAUCUUCGCGGUGGUGAGCGUCUUCCUGAUCUGCCAGAUACCGUACAACAUCGUGCUGGUGCUGAAGACGGUGAACACCGCCAGCGGCGGCACCAAGGAUUGCUCCGAGGACAACGCCCUGAUGUACGCCAUGGACGUCACCAGCGCGCUGGCCUUCCUGCGCUGCUGCGUCAACCCCUUCCUGUACGCCUUCAUCGGCGUCAAGUUCCGUCGCGACCUGCUGAAGCUGCUGAAGGACCUGGGCUGCAUGAGCCCCGCGCUCUUCUACGAGCUCACCUCCUGCACACGCAAACGCUCCCUGGGUGGCAUGGAAACCGAGACCACCACAUCCUUCUCACCGUGACAACAGGAACAGGGUUGACACCCCAUGUUUUUUUUGGCUGCGAGCACCUAGCCUUAGCCUUAGCCUUAACCUUAACCCUAACCCCUGCCUAACCUUAGUGCCUUCCAUGCAGCACUGCCUGAAAGACGACAUUUGGAGCGUAAAAUACCAAAAGGCCAAAUAAGGGGUAAACACAAACAAAGGAGUUCACACAAAUAACAAGUUUGCUAAGCAUUGUGGCCCGGAGGUGUCAUGAUAAGAUGUUUCUAAAUCACAAGGCAGCGGAUCCGUGUUCAUCCACAUGGUAUUUGACCCGGUAUUUCACACAGUAGCGGCAUGUGAUGAAUGUACACCACUGAAACAUUGGUCGAGUAAUAGUUGCAUUGAUGUUGGAAUGUUUGAGAGACAGCACUUUUUCUGUUAUUAUCCAAAUAGUAUUAACGUUUUUAACUCACUUUUUAGAUAAUCCAUUUUUUAUCCUCCAUCCUUUGUAGUAUUAUCUCUAUUUUUGUAAUUUUCUGUGAGACUUGAUAAUACAGUAUGCACUUCUGACAGCUACAUUAUGCCCACAGUACCUACAUGUAUCACCUUUUGUAAUAAAUGUAUUUGUUACUGUAUGUAUAUUACUUUUACCAUAUCUGCCAUGCAGCAUGAUGGUACUGUCUGUUUAUGUACAUAGUGCUAACGGAUUGUAACACACACACACACACACACACACACACACACACACACACACACACACACACACACACACACACACACACAAACUCACAAGUUAUGUAUUCAAUUCUGUAAAAAUUGCUCAAUAAAA
Molecule: messenger RNA, 2275 nt
Organism: Sardina pilchardus (European sardine)
Lineage: Eukaryota; Metazoa; Chordata; Actinopteri; Clupeiformes; Clupeidae
Gene: ccr7
Product: chemokine (C-C motif) receptor 7
Exons: 4
Coding region: 265-1485 (406 amino acids)
Biological process (GO): positive regulation of cytosolic calcium ion concentration; cell chemotaxis; calcium-mediated signaling
Cellular component (GO): external side of plasma membrane; membrane
Molecular function (GO): C-C motif chemokine 19 receptor activity; chemokine (C-C motif) ligand 21 binding; chemokine (C-C motif) ligand 19 binding
Source: RefSeq, a predicted model, not a curated record